AGCCGCCCAUAUGAAAGAGCAGCCCGCCUCUACAUAGAGAUAACUUUUACUGGAGCACAGUUCACUUACAAUCAUUGUAGUGGUGGUACACACAAUGAUGAACUUUACCUUGAUGCUACUUUUGCUCUGCACCUUCAGUUGGAUCUCGUCCUCAGUUGCACAGUUUUACACUGUGGAGGUUCAGCCUGGUGAAGAGGUCACAGUGAAGUGCUCCAAUUUCAGCAGAUUUCACUCCCGCAUAUUUUGGUUUAAAAUGACCAGCAGUCCCAACAUCAGUUGCAUCUCGUCUAUGUUAACCUCUGAAAAUGUUUUUUCCUGUGAUGGAAAAAAAAUUUGCUUGUCAUCCAACACCUCUGUGCUAUUUCUCAAGAUCAAACAAGUAAAUUCAUCUAACUCUGGGCUGUAUUUCUGUGGAGAGAAACUCAAUGACAAACUAGUAAUUGUAACUGGAACAUAUUUAAAGGUUCAAGAAUUAUCUGAUGGAUUAACAGAUCCGUUAAGUAUUAUCCUGAGUGGGCUAACUGUUUUCCUUCUGCUGGUCAUCAUUGUUCUGCUUGUCAAAAUCAGGAAAUCUCAUACAGCUCAAGAUGAUGAAAAAAAUCCACAACACAGUGAGAAUGAGAACUCUGAUGCCAUGAAUUAUGCAGCUCUGAGUUUCCAUCGAAAAGCAAACUACAGAAGGCCUGUACGACCGAGAGAGCUGGAGAUGAAUGUGGUGUAUGCUGCUACGCGAUAGAUUGACCAAGCAGGAGAAACAGUAGCUCUGAAAUUGAUGUGCUUAUUGAGUUUGUGGGGUAUCUGCAUUUGGUGUGUUUGUUAGGUUUUGUGGUUUGUCGGGGGGGUUAUAAAUACUAGUGCAAAAUGUGCGCUGUUAUUAUUUUUUAUAUAUCAGCUAUUGAUAUUAUCAAAUUGUCUCUUACACUUACAGUUUGUAUUACAGUUUUAUCUGAGUAGAUGUACAUAAAUCGUAAUUGAAAAUAAGCUUUUUCUCUUUGUUGAAUCUUGGAGCAGCCUGCUUAAAAUGUUGGCCAUGUUCAGUAUAACAUCCACCAUUGCAACAUAACUACAUUAUAAAUUAAAAACAAAUUAUUAAUCCAUUCAUUCUGGUUUAUCCAAACAAGUUCAAAAAGUGGAAUGACAGAGUAAAAACAAAAGAAAAACAGAAGCUCAAGUCUCAAGAAUGAAAAACUUUUUCUGGUACUCAGUAAUUGCAGAGGCACAGUUCCACAAACCAUGAUGAUCUUCAUUGACAUUCACAUAGCACUGAUUGUAUUAAUUACUCUUUGUGAAGGUAAAUAUUUUGAUGUGAUGUGAGAGCUUGCAGAAUAAAAAGUGAAAAUGUGUAGAAAUAA
Molecule: messenger RNA, 1352 nt
Organism: Oreochromis niloticus (Nile tilapia)
Lineage: Eukaryota; Metazoa; Chordata; Actinopteri; Cichliformes; Cichlidae
Exons: 5
Coding region: 95-736 (213 amino acids)
Biological process (GO): response to bacterium
Source: RefSeq, a predicted model, not a curated record